Zophobas morio is the source of this 2678-nucleotide messenger RNA. Its product is annotated as nucleolar MIF4G domain-containing protein 1 homolog. Gene Ontology annotation, molecular function: protein binding; RNA binding. The record is from RefSeq and is a predicted model, not a curated record. Bases 158 to 2605 code for a protein of 815 amino acids. Gene Ontology annotation, biological process: ribosomal small subunit biogenesis. Gene Ontology annotation, cellular component: nucleolus. The transcript is spliced from 9 exons. NCBI's taxonomy places the organism in Eukaryota, Metazoa, Arthropoda, Insecta, Coleoptera, Tenebrionidae.
AAUUGCGUACAAUUCACGCCAAAAUUAUUGCAAUAUGGAAACAGUAAUGCCAACCGUUUCGUUAGCAAAAAUGUCAAAAUGCAGUCCUAACCUAUAAUACACACGUGCCAAUGUUUUGAUUUAUUAAAGAUAGUUAACACGCUGAUUUAAGACAAAAAUGGCCAAAAAACCCAAACCCAAGUCAAAUUUACCCAAAACACGAAAACAAUUACGAAAGGAAGAAAGAAAAAACAAAAAAAUUAGGCGCAAUGAGUAUUACACAAAUCGACGAAAACCUGGGCAAUUCGUGCUUAUUAAGAAAAAUACUAGUGAUAAAAAUGUUAAUAAUGAAACACAAGUAAAGAAGCAGCCACCCAAAAAUCACGAAAAAGCAGAACACCUUGUUAAAACUAAAAAGCCAAUUGUUGAAGAAGUGCUCGAAAAAGAAAAGAAAAUGCAGCUGAAGCUACAAAAAGAGAUGAACAAGCAACGCAAUAAGCAACUAGUUCAAGCUAAUUUAGAGGAAGACCGUAACAUAAAGCGUCUGGAAAAGCAGCUCAAACUGAACAAAAGAAAAUCAAAGGCGGUGCCUGCGUCAUUUUCGAAUGAUGGUCUUGACUAUUUAUUGGAAGUUUGUGAUCCAGAAAAUUUAAAAACCUCAGGUCUGGCGGAACAACAGCUAGCAGAAGUCAAUGAUGAGUUUGAGGAAGAUUUAGUUUUGAUGACUGAAAGUAAUAAAAAUGAUGAAGGUGAAGAUGUUUCAGAGGAUGAAGGCGAUUUUUUCAAUGACUUGUCUGAAGAUGAAGAAGAGACCAGUGUUGGUCAGAAAAGAUUAAUGAGUGACAGUGAAGUUGGUAGUGAUGAUGAUGAAGACAAAUCAGAGAAAACAACCAAAAAAAGAAAAACAUCAAUUGAGUCAGAUUUUAGUGAUGAAAAUAGUGAUGCAGAGGCUCCAGAUGAGUCAGAAAAAGAAGACAGGGAUGAUGGUACAUGGGAAGACAUUUAUGGAAGACUAAGAACCAAGGAAGGGACCAUUGUUGAUGCCAAAUCUGACAAGUAUAUUCCACCAGGUGCCAGAAUUUUGAAAGAAGAUGCAAAUGUUGAUAAAGCCAGACUUCAAAAACUAGAAAAAUUAAAAAGACAGUUGAAAGGUUUGAUAAACAGACUGGCUGAAAGCAAUAUGCACAGCAUUGCCACACAAGUUGAAGAACUCUAUAUGAAUAAUAGUAGAAAUGACAUGAAUAGCACAAUCACAAGUCUUGUUCUUGAUGCUCUAGUUUCAAAUAUUUUAGCACCUGAAAGAUUGUUAAUGGAACACAUUUUACUAAUUAUAGUUCUACACGCGAAUGUUGGAACAGAAGUUGGUGCCCAUUUUCUACAAACUAUUGUUAAACACUUUGAUGAAAACGUUAACACUUCACUGAACAUUGAAAACAAGAAACUUGACAAUAUUGUGGUUAUUUUGUCUCAGUUGUACAAUUUUAAAUUAUUUGAUUGUAAAUUAAUUUAUGAAAUUAUUGACAAGUUGGCUGACAAGUUUAAAGAAAAAGAUGUAGAGUGCAUUUUACACAUUCUUAGGAACGUUGGGUUUAAUCUUAGGAAAGAUAAUCCACUGGCGCUGAAAAAUCUGAUCCUGACUUUGCAAAAAAAAGCCUCUGGGGUUUCAAAUGAUUUGAAAGACAAUUCCAGAGUGAAAUUCAUGUUGGACAUUUUGUUAGCCAUCAAAAACAACAAUGUCACAAAAAUCCCGAAUUAUGACACCACUUACUCUGAACAUUUAAAAAAAAUUAUGAAGGGGUUUAUUAGAAAGGGGAAUUAUGUGACACAGUUGAAUAUUUCGCUGGAGGAUUUAUUAAAAGCUGAAGAAAAGGGUAAGUGGUGGGUGGUUGGAUCCGCCUGGACAGGAAACACCGACAGUGACACCCCUUCCAAAGACACUUUUGAAAAACCAAACAGUUUCUCUCAAAAAUUACUAGACUUAGCGAUAAAACAGCGAAUGAACACUGACGCACGAAAAAAUAUAUUUUGCAUUAUUAUGUCAGCAGAGGAUUAUCUAGACGCGUUUGAGAAGUUGCUACGUUUGGCUUUAAAAAAUCAACAAGAACGGGAAAUCAUCCACGUUAUUCUUCACUGUUGUCUGCAGGAAAAAGCCUACAACCCGUAUUACGCGACUUUGGCGCAAAAAUUUUGCGAGUAUGAUCGCAAAUACCAAAUGACUAUAAAAUACUCCAUUUGGGAUAAACUCAAAGCUUUGAAAGAUCAUUCAGCCACGCAGAUUUCUCACUUAGCGAAACUGUUAAGUCACUUGUUUAUAGAGAAGGGUCUUCCUAUUUCAAUAUUGAAGAUUGUGCAAUUUGGUGAGCUAGACAAGGUCACUUUAAGAUUCAUAAGGCAGAUUUUGUUGGGGAUUUUGUUGCACGAGGAUUUGGAUGUUUGUCAAGGUGUGUUUGAAAAGGUUGGUCAGUCUGAAAAGUUGAAGAUGUUCCGGGAAAGUUUGCGGUUGUUUCUUCAUCAUUUUCUGUUGAGAAAUUUGGAUUCGCAAGGAAUUGCGGACGAUAAGAAGGAACUUUUGCAACAACGGGUGAAAGUUGUUGAAAAGUUGUUGACGGGGCGAAUACGUUAUUAAGUUAUUGUAAAAUUUUAUUUAAUUUUAGGGUUGUAAAAAAUAUUUAGAAAAUAAAGCUAUUUUUGUAAAUUUA